AUGAUCCAUGCCCAGCCUCGGAAGGGCGCCAUUUUGCUCUCCUCCUUCCCACCGUCGUCUUGCUCCCGGUUUUGCAGGCUUCUCCUGCCGAGGCCGAGAUGGGUCUCCUCCACAGGAGGCAUUGACCCCGAGCUCGUCUCGCUUCUCCGGGACGGCGGCCGGUCGUCCCGCGGCCGCUCCCUGGGGUUCAACGUUGUGGCGGCGCUGAAGGCCUUCGCCUUCUCCCUCCCGUCGGGGGAGCAGAUCCACUCCCUGGCCGUCAAGUCCGGCCUCCACCGCUGCAAUGUCUUCGUCCGCAACGGGCUCAUCAACAUGUAUGGUAAGUGCAGAGCUCCAGACGCCGCAGAAUCCAUUUUCCGGUCAGGUUCCCCGCUGGACGCUGCUUCCUGGAACACUAUGAUCGUCAUGUACGUGAAGCUGGGCCGGCUGGAGAGCGCCCGGCGGCUGUUCGACGAAAUGCCCGAUCGAGACUGCGUCUCGUUCACGACCAUGAUCAUGGGUCUCGGACAGCGUGACGAGCCCGCACAGGCGCUUCGGGUCUUCCAGGAGAUGCUCUCUGCGGACAUCAGACCGAAUGAGGUGACCCUGUCGAGUGUGACCUCCGCCUGCUCCCACCUUCAUUCAAUCGUAACAGGGAGGGCAGUUCAUGGGCUGGCGAUUAAAUCUGGGCUCGAGGAUUUCCUCCUCGUUUCGACGAAUCUGGUUCAUUUCUAUGCUCUCUCUUCUAGCAUCAAGGAGUCGGAGACUGUCUUCACCAGCAUGCCGGAGAGGAACAUCGUCACAUGGAACACCAUGCUGAACGGCUACGCCAAGGCCGGUCUGACCGACGCAGCGAGGGUUCUCUUUGAGCGAAUCCCCGCCAAGGACUUGGUCUCGUGGGCCACCAUGGUUGACGGGUAUCUGAGGGCCAACCGGCUUCAAGAAGCCUUGCUGAUGUACCGUGAGAUGGCCAAGACUGUUGUUGUAGAUGGGCGGCCGAAUGAAGUCAUGAUCGUUGACUUGAUCUCUUCAUGCGCCCGCCUCUCGGCGUUCAACGAAGGCCGGCAGUUCCACGCAGUGAUUCUGAAGAGUGGGUUGGAUUCCUACGCCUUCGUUCAGGCGACGAUCGUCCAUUUCUAUGCCGAAUGUGGGUACAUUGAGCUCGCUUCUUCCCAGUUCUGGUCAGGAGACAUGGGGAACGUCUCAUCCUGGAAUGCCCUCAUCGGGGGAUUCAUUCACAACAACAUGUUGGAAACGGCAAGGUCGCUCUUUGAUGAGAUGCCCGACAGAGACGUCGUCUCCUGGAGCACGAUGAUUGCAGGUUAUUCCAAGAAGGGGUCGCCCUCCGCGGCUCUGGACCUCUUCCAUGGCAUGCAAGCUCAGGGGAUCCAGCCGAACGAAAUCACUCUGCUGAGUGUUCUGUCUGCUAUUUCUGCUUCUGGGACUUUGGAACAAGGGAGACGGGUUCAUAAUUACAUAAGGCACCAUUCCAUCUGGCUGACCGACAACCUGCGCGCAGCCCUCAUCGACAUGUACUCCAAGUGUGGGAGCAUCGGAGAGGCACUGCUUCUGUUCAACCAGACGAGAGAUUCAGCAGCGAACAUCUCCCCUUGGAAUGCUGUGAUAUGCGGCUUGGCCAUGCAUGGGCAUGCGGAGAUGUCUCUUAGAAUUUUCUCAGAACUGGAGAACACCAAGAUCAAGCCUAAUUCGAUCACAUUUAUCGGGGUUCUCAGUGCCUGCUGCCACAAAGGUUUGGUUGCAGAGGGGAAGCAUUACUUCGAGCAGAUGAAGAAUGCCUACAAAAUAGAACCCACGAUCAAGCACUAUGGCUGCAUGGUGGAUCUCCUAGGCAGGGCGGGGCUUCUCGAGGAGGCCCACCAAUUAGUGGUGGCCAUGCCCAUGGAACCGGAUGUGGUCAUAUGGGGCACCAUGUUGGCUGCGAGCAGGACUCACGGGAAUGUGGAGAUUGGGGAGAAGGCGGUGAGGGGCCUCACGAGCCUGGAGCCCAACCAUGGGGCGAGCAAAGUCCUCCUCUCCAAUAUAUAUGCAGAUGCUGGUAGAUGGGAGGAUGUGCUUCUGGUGAGGCAGGCAAUGCAAGCUAGGGGGCUGAAGAAGCUACCAGGCUGCAGUGGAGUCGUGUGA
This is a messenger RNA of Spirodela intermedia, 2121 nucleotides long. Lineage: Eukaryota; Viridiplantae; Streptophyta; Magnoliopsida; Alismatales; Araceae. The record is from the annotation of a GenBank genome assembly.